AUGCCUGAUACAGUAAAAGGUUUAAAGGAAGCAAACAAGGCACUGCGCUCUGAAAUUGAGGAAUUAAAGUCUCAACUAAACGAAGUCAGCCAAAAUAUUACCUCACAGACCAACAAGAAACCGGCCAUUGAAGAUCAGCCGCAGGUCAUGUCAAACGACCACAAUAAAGCAGUAGAGUUUAUCGGCAAACAAUACGACGAUCUGGAUGCAUUUCGAAAACAAGCUACUCAAGAUAUUAAGAAAAUCGCUUCAAGACUUGAUAAAUUUAGUAGAAGCUGCGACGAAAUAUAUGAAGCCAUCGAAGCUAUCGAGACGUACAGCUAUCAGUAUAAUAUUAAGAUAGUUGGACUGCCGCCAGUUAACGACAAAGAAUCGUCUGAUGUGACUGCAGCGCUUUGUGUAAAGCUUUUUUCAGCAUUGCGUGUAAAUGAUGUCUCUCUACAAGAUAUAGACACUGCCCAUCAUGUCCCGAAGCGGAAUCGAAAUUCACCUGCUAGUCCAGACCCAAUAAUCUGCAAAUUCGUCCGAAGGCUUGUUAAGACAAAGUCAUGGCGGCAAGACGUAAAAUAUACGAUCUAA
This is a messenger RNA of Paramuricea clavata, 579 nucleotides long. NCBI's taxonomy places the organism in Eukaryota, Metazoa, Cnidaria, Anthozoa, Malacalcyonacea, Plexauridae. The record is from the annotation of a GenBank genome assembly.